Aethina tumida (small hive beetle) is the source of this 3444-nucleotide messenger RNA. RefSeq lists its product as uncharacterized. The transcript has 4 exons. The record is from RefSeq and is a predicted model, not a curated record. Bases 69 to 1121 code for a protein of 350 amino acids. NCBI's taxonomy places the organism in Eukaryota, Metazoa, Arthropoda, Insecta, Coleoptera, Nitidulidae.
CGAGCGGCGCAACCGCACACACGGCACGCCAGCUACAGCGCUGGCAGUUGGCGAGUGAACGAACAGCAAUGGCAUCCGCGAAAGACACGGCUACGUUUUUCACGCACGGCACCUGUGCACAGUACGAACUGGUACUCAAACUCUAUCCGCAGGCGCUCAAACUGAAGGCGGACAGGAGACCGAAGAAGCCGGAGGAACUGAUCAAGCUGGACAAUUGGUACCAGAACGAGUUGCCAAAGAAAAUCAAGAGCCGUGGAAAGGAUGCGCACAUGAACCAUGAGGAACUCGUGCAAACGAUGAAAUGGAAACAGACCAGAGGCAAAUUCUAUCCGCAACUGAACUAUCUGGUUAAGGUGAACACUCCACGAGCCGUUAUGCAGGAGACGAAGAAAGCGUUCAAGAAGCUGCCCAAUCUUGAACAGGCCAUCACCGCCCUGUCGAACCUUAAGGGCGUUGGCACCACGAUGGCUUCAGCGUUAUUGGCGGCCGCCGAUCCCGACAGCGCUCCCUUCAUGGCUGACGAAUGCCUGAUGGCGAUACCGGACAUCGAAGGCAUCGACUACACCACCAAGGAGUAUCUGAAGUUCGCGACGCACAUCAGCUCCGUGGCCGACCGUCUCAACAAGGAGAGCCAGGCGUCGCAGCGGUCCGACAGCGUCGUUUGGUCGCCGCACAAGGUUGAGCUCGCCCUCUGGACCCACUAUGUCGUCUCCGAACACAAACCCGACUUGCUCUCUAAUAUCUGCCCGGUGGCGAACGGCAACUCCAUAGCGGCUGUCGUGCACCAGAACGGCGACUCGCUGGACGCGGCGACGUCCGAUGAAAGUAAUCAGGGCCCGACGCCGUUGAAUGGUAACGGCGCCGCAGCCGACACACCAGCCCCACCCGCCGCCGUCAUCGACGAGGACACGACCACCUCGUUCACCGACAACAGCCCACCCUCCAUCCAGAACGACGAGACAAACGACUCGCUCGUUUCGGACUCGACCAAGGACUCCGUCGUGUCCGAUGACUCCAAUAGCAUCGGCUUCAACAAGCGGCCACUCGACGAGGACGACAGCAACGCGCCCCAAACGGCGCCCGUUAGCAAAAAAAUGAAGGACGACAUAGGCGAUAAGUGACAAUUACGGGCUUACUUUUAAUUAUAUAUAUUUUUUUUAUUUUAUAUUUUUUUAUUACUAUGUUGUAACGUAAGAUUUAGUAUAUUAUACACAACACACACUAUCAUGCAUUGCGAUUUUUUGUGGUUAUGUUCUGUGAGUGUUCAGGACCAUGAUUUUUCAAUUUACACACCCCCGGUUUAUAAACAAAAAGACGACUUCGAGUGGCGCGCGGAGAAGGGGCCCAAAGGACCUUAAUAAUCACACUAGUAAGUAUCUAAUUGUACUCUUAGAUCCUAUUGCGUAUUCGUGUACUUUUAAUCAAUUAGCCAUUUAUAUAUGAACACUGACCAACUGCUGCAACAGCAAUUUUUUCUAUAUGAAUUUGCGUGAGCGUUCCCCUGAAUGGACGCAUCGUUUCAUUUAACAGUCUUGGUAAUAUUAAUUGUAAAUCAUUGUGGCGCAUCUGUUAUCAAAAAACGUUACCGAAUCAAAUCAUCAACUGUACAAAUUUUGGUCCGAAACCGCUCCAAAAAAUAAAAAAAAAUAAACACUUUUAGCUGUUAGGUCGUUUUUGUCCCCUUCGUGUAUAUCUCUCUCGUAAAUUCUCUCGAAGAAACGACAGUCACUCAUUUGAUUAGGUUCCCCUCCACCUCCUUCAUCCAUUGUCGAGAUAUUUUUUUAUUGAACUAGAUUUAAAUGGAUCAAUUUGUGAACGUAUACCACUUUGUUGUGAUUUGAUAAAUAGGUAUUUCAAUCGAUUGCUUCAGUUUAUUAAAUAUAGUAAAAUAGGAUAAAUAAAAUGACUGAAUCCGAGUUAUUUUUUAUUGUAUAUGAGCAAUGGCUGUUAACUCGCUGGUUCUCGUUGAAUUCUUCGGAAAAUAAAUCACAUAUUGUCAAGAAUAGCGUUUUGUUUUUUAUAUAGUUUCGGCUUAAGUUACGUAAAAGUUACCAAACAAAUUGAAUUCAUUGAGUUGUUGAAUUAUUUUCGUCUGCGAGAAAUUUAACAGGAACUGUGUUAUUAUAUUCUUUUCUUUCAUAGGACCUUACUGCUGUAAUCAAUCAUAGUUUGUUUUAUGCGAUAAGUUCUCUGACCUUGUAUUACGUGUACAGUUAAAUCCGGACAAGUGUGGAAACGUGUUUUUUGUCACCCAAGAUAAUGAGGGUGAAUUUGUAUAGGAAUAAGCAAGUUUGCAAAUAUGUAUAUUGAUGCCAUAUUGUCGGAUUUAACUGGUAAAUCUUUUUAUGCUGCCAGGAGAGGUCAUGGAAAAAAUUCCAAGCUGUGAUUUGUUGUAUAAGUUUUUCAUUAAUUUUUCAGUCGUUGGCGGUAAGGUCGACUUUUUCAUAAUGCUUAUUUAUCAAACAACAUUGUUACCACUGAAGAUUAAUGAUUUUUCACGUGAAGAAUAAAAAAAAAACAAUGUAAAAAUUCACUGUUUUGUCUUUUGUUUUGUUGUUUAUUUUUUAUAUUUAGUCAUAUUUUUGAUACUGUCUUAAUCAACUAACAAUUAUUACCAUACUAGGGUUAGAUUAAGUAAUUUAUUUCUUUGUUUUAUUGUAUUCCUUUUACAUUAGGCAUUCUUUUUUCGUAUUAUUAUUGUCGUACAUUCCAAUUUUUGUUUUGUCCAAAUGAAUCUGUUUUAUACAAAACAUGAGGAAUUUUUGCAUUUGAAGUGUUUUUAAUGAUAUUGUUUCCUUAAAUCAACCCCCAACAGACGAAAAUUGUAUUUCGCUUAACAUUAACCACAAUCGAAACUGUUUGUUUUGGGUUGCUUUUUGUGAAUAAUGCCAUUGUAAUUUAUAUGUAAAUAUAGUCUUGAUAUAUAUAUUUUUAUUUGAUGUAGCGAUUUUAGUUAAUUUUAUAAUUGAACUUCAAAUGUAACUGUUCAAUUUUCGGCUUUACGAAAUCGUGUGUUGUAACGGAGUACAAAGUGAUUAAACGAUUUUGUAAUUUCGAAUGAAAAAAUAGCAAAACUCCAUUUUUAAUAUAAAUAUUUAUAUAUAAAUAUAUAUAGAGACAACAAAUAACUGAAUGCCUUUUAUGAAUAAAAUAAUACUGUAGUACGUAUACAUACACUUUUACAGAAAAACAAAUAGUUAGCAAGUUAAUUUAAAUUAUAUAUGAUAUAUAUAGUGAGGUGUUAAUUUUUGUCAGAUUGUGAAUGUCUUUCGUUACGUUUCGUAUAAUAUAUUUUUGAUUCGCAUCUUACUCACUCUUGCUUCUUAAUUGAACAACACAAAGAUAUUCAUAAUCUGUAUUAUGUAAAAAAUAAAUAUCAGUUGUAGCAGAUGAGUUUGAGGUUUUUGUAGGAUAUUUUCAUAAAUAUAAAUAUUUCACGGCCAA